CGCCUCCACGCCGAGGCGAAGAGGUUCUAUCCGGGGCCUUGGCGCUUCUCUUUCCUUUCGCGCCGGUAGCCGCUGCGGAGUGCGGCGGGUCCAUGUGCGCAGUGACUGGCGCUAUUUCUAGCCCACUAGUACCCGUGCCCCGGGUUUGACCGAGUCCGCGCCGCGAUGGACCCUAACACCAUUAUCGAGGCCCUGCGGGGCACCAUGGACCCAGCCCUGCGCGAGGCCGCAGAGCGCCAGCUCAAUGAAGCACACAAAUCCCUGAAUUUUGUUUCAACACUGCUCCAGAUUACUAUGUCAGAACAACUGGAUUUACCUGUAAGACAGGCAGGUGUUAUCUAUUUGAAAAAUAUGAUAACACAGUAUUGGCCUGAUCGGGAAACGGCACCAGGGGAUAUAUCUCCUUACACUAUACCAGAGGAAGAUCGACAUUGCAUUCGAGAAAAUAUUGUAGAAGCUAUUAUCCACUCUCCUGAACUCAUCAGGGUGCAGCUUACUACAUGUAUUCAUCACAUCAUCAAGCAUGAUUAUCCAAGCCGUUGGACUGCCAUUGUGGACAAGAUUGGCUUUUAUCUCCAGUCUGACAACAGUGCUUGUUGGCUAGGAAUUCUCCUUUGUCUUUAUCAGCUUGUGAAAAAUUAUGAGUAUAAGAAACCAGAGGAGCGGAGUCCUUUGGUAGCAGCAAUGCAACAUUUUCUGCCAGUUCUAAAGGAUCGUUUUAUCCAGCUUCUUUCGGAUCAGUCUGAUCAAUCUGUUCUCAUCCAGAAACAGAUAUUCAAGAUCUUCUAUGCUCUUGUUCAGUAUACAUUACCACUGGAGCUGAUAAAUCAACAGAACCUGACAGAAUGGGUAGAAAUUUUGAAGACUGUUGUGAACAGGGAUGUACCUAAUGAAACGCUUCAAGUUGAAGAAGAUGAUAGACCUGAAUUACCAUGGUGGAAAUGUAAGAAGUGGGCUUUACAUAUAUUAGCCAGGCUUUUUGAAAGAUAUGGAAGCCCUGGCAAUGUUUCCAAGGAGUAUAAUGAAUUUGCUGAAGUAUUUCUGAAGGCAUUUGCUGUUGGUGUCCAGCAAGUUUUACUGAAGGUGUUAUAUCAGUACAAGGAGAAGCAAUAUAUGGCUCCUCGAGUUUUACAGCAAACAUUAAAUUACAUUAAUCAAGGAGUUUCCCAUGCACUUACUUGGAAGAAUCUGAAACCUCACAUACAAGGCAUUAUCCAAGAUGUUAUUUUUCCAUUGAUGUGCUACACAGAUGCUGAUGAGGAACUUUGGCAAGAAGAUCCUUACGAAUAUAUACGCAUGAAGUUUGAUGUCUUUGAAGAUUUCAUUUCUCCUACCACUGCUGCCCAGACACUUCUGUUUACAGCCUGUAGUAAGAGGAAAGAGGUACUACAGAAGACUAUGGGAUUUUGUUACCAGAUUCUUACAGAACCAAAUGCUGAUCCUCGAAAAAAAGAUGGAGCCUUGCAUAUGAUUGGCUCUUUAGCUGAAAUACUUCUGAAGAAAAAGAUCUAUAAAGAUCAGAUGGAAUAUAUGUUACAGAAUCAUGUGUUUCCUCUCUUCAGCAGUGAACUAGGCUACAUGAGAGCAAGGGCUUGCUGGGUACUUCACUAUUUUUGUGAAGUGAAGUUCAAAAGUGAUCAGAACCUACAAACAGCAUUAGAGUUGACAAGAAGAUGUCUGAUUGAUGAUAGAGAAAUGCCAGUGAAAGUGGAAGCUGCCAUUGCACUCCAAGUGUUAAUCAGCAAUCAAGAAAAAGCUAAAGAAUACAUAACACCAUUUAUCAGACCUGUUAUGCAGGCUCUUCUUCAUAUUAUACGAGAAACAGAAAAUGAUGAUCUUACCAAUGUAAUUCAGAAAAUGAUUUGUGAAUAUAGUGAAGAGGUUACUCCUAUUGCAGUAGAAAUGACACAACAUUUGGCAAUGACAUUCAAUCAAGUAAUCCAGACAGGGCCAGAUGAAGAAGGAAAUGAUGACAAAGCAGUUACAGCCAUGGGAAUUCUUAAUACAAUUGACACGCUUCUUAGCGUAGUUGAAGAUCAUAAAGAGAUAACUCAGCAGCUUGAGGGAAUCUGCUUACAAGUCAUUGGCACUGUUUUGCAACAGCAUGUCUUAGAAUUCUAUGAGGAAAUCUUCUCAUUGGCACAUAGUUUGACAUGUCAACAAGUGUCUCCACAGAUGUGGCAGCUGCUGCCCCUUGUAUUUGAGGUCUUUCAGCAAGAUGGCUUUGAUUACUUUACAGACAUGAUGCCUCUUCUGCAUAAUUAUGUAACAGUCGACACAGAUACACUUCUAUCUGAUACCAAGUAUCUUGAAAUGAUAUACAGUAUGUGUAAAAAGGUUCUUACAGGAGUUGCAGGGGAAGAUGCAGAAUGUCAUGCUGCAAAAUUGUUAGAGGUCAUCAUCCUACAAUGCAAAGGGCGUGGCAUUGACCAGUGCAUUCCCUUAUUCGUGGAAGCAGCUUUAGAGAGAUUGACAAGAGAGGUUAAGACAAGUGAACUUCGAACGAUGUGCCUGCAAGUUGCAAUUGCAGCUUUGUAUUAUAAUCCUCACCUGUUACUCAAUACAUUAGAAAAUCUUCGCUUCCCUAAUAAUGUUGAACCAGUUACAAAUCAUUUUAUUACACAAUGGCUUAAUGAUGUUGACUGUUUCUUGGGGCUUCAUGAUAGGAAAAUGUGUGUUCUGGGUCUCUGUGCUCUUAUUGAUAUGGAACAAAUACCACAAGUUUUAAAUCAGGUUUCUGGACAGAUUUUACCAGCUUUUAUCCUUUUGUUUAAUGGAUUAAAAAGAGCGUAUGCCUGCCAUGCAGAACAUGAGAAUGACAGUGAUGACGAUGAUGAAGCUGAGGAUGAUGAUGAAACUGAGGAAUUGGGAAGCGAUGAAGAUGAUAUUGAUGAAGAUGGUCAAGAAUACUUGGAGAUUUUGGCUAAGCAAGCAGGUGAAGAUGGAGAUGAUGAAGAUUGGGAAGAAGAUGAUGCUGAGGAAACUGCUCUGGAAGGCUAUUCCACAAUCAUCGAUGAUGAAGACAACCCUGUUGAUGAGUAUCAGAUAUUUAAAGCUAUAUUUCAAACUAUUCAGAAUCGUAAUCCUGUGUGGUAUCAGGCUCUGACUCAUGGUCUUAAUGAAGAACAAAGAAAACAGUUACAGGACAUAGCAACUCUGGCUGAUCAAAGAAGAGCAGCUCAUGAAUCCAAAAUGAUUGAGAAGCAUGGAGGAUACAAAUUCAGUGCUCCAGUUGUGCCAAGUUCUUUCAAUUUUGGAGGCCCGGCACCGGGGAUGAAUUGAGUUACCACUUUCUUUCCUGCUGUGUGGUUGUAGUGAAGAGCUUGUGUUCCUCCUUGUAGUGGUUCCAGAACUGGUUCAUGUUACCUGCUCUAAACUAAUUGAUCAAUAGAUGGACAAAAAAUAAGAAAGAAACCCAGGAGUUGGGACCUGAUCAUGCAACCUGGCACUGGACAAGAAACCCAGAGGGAUGGGGGUGGGUAACUAGUGGGUUGUUUUUUUUUUUUGUUUUUUUUUUUUUUUUUUUCUUUUUUUUUUUGUUUGUUUGUUUUUUGGGGUUUUUUGUUUUGAAGAAAGUAAGAUCCUGACUGAAGCUUCAAGUGACACUGUGGAAAAUCUGAAACAAGAGGGGAUGUCAUGAAGGCAGCUUUUCUUUUUCUGAGGAAAAAAAUAGACAUGGGCUACAGGACUAUUUAAAAUGUCUCAUUUACAGUAUAAAGCUCAGAGGUAGAUGUAAUUUUUACACCUAUGAGUAUUUGUCCAAUUUGUCUCCUUACCAUUGGGUAUCCUUUACAUGUAAAUAAGAUAAGGUAAUCUGAUAGCCUUAUUCUGUCUUCAUCACUUUCAUUCAUCAAGGAUUAUUCCUAUGUAGAUUAUUGGACAUUUAUUGUAGCACUACAUGACUGAUUUAAAAAUCUGUAAAUGAAUUAGCACUUUCAUAUUGAAACAAGCCUGCUAGCCUAUGUAUAAAAGCAAAAAUGUUUGCUGUUUAUAAAAGGGAUUAAUGGGGUGGGAGCAGGGAUAAUUUCAAGUUAUUUAAACAUGAACUGGCAAUUUUGUACCUAGUGACUUUGUGGUGCACUCACCUCUGAUAGUGACUUGAAUUCGGUAUGUAAAAAGGGGUUAGUGAUAUUUCAUUGCUGCUAAAAAUGGCAAUCCCUCUGUGUCCUGUUUUUUUAUUAAAGCUCUCAGUGUACAAGUGGAUAUUUGGAUAGAAGACCUUAGUGUACCAAAUAAGAAAGGUGGUAUUUAAAGUAUGUAAAUUGGAUAUAAAGUUCUGCUCUUUUAAAGAGUUGAUCUUAAGAGUAUGGCUAAACAUCUACAUAUGCAGUCUAUUAAAAAAAAACAAUUUGGCUAUUAUGUCUUGAUUCAAUUGCAGUUUUGUUCCUAAUUAUAUAUAAUUUUCCCUUUCAUUGGCCUGUUUUUAUCCUGCACCAAGAAAAAGUGCAAGAUGCACACUUAAAAUUUGACAUUUAACACCUGCCGGCUCUCCUUUCCCUGUGUCCUCUACCCUCUUGAUGAUUGUGGUAUCUGAUCUUAACUAUAUGGGCUGAAGGCACGUGGUUCCUUCCCAAAACCACUACUGAUACCACUGCAAAACCAAGCCAGCAGCAAGACAGUGUAGAGAGGUUGGCUUGCUUCCCUCUCUUCCUAACUGCAUGUUCAAAAAUAAGCCUUUAUUGGUCUUUAAACAUCUAUCAGAUGAGUCAUACAUGGGUUAUUUUUUAUAUACAUGUAUUCACAAUAUUUUGAAUUGAAAGCAACAUUUCAAUUGAUUCAAAACUAUUACAUGCUGUUGUCUAAAACAGAUUAGAAAAUUUAUAACUGUAAAAAUGAAAUGCACAUAUUGAUAUUUAAAAUGCAUAAUUAAGAAAACUUGUUGGUGUUGUGUUUUUCUUGUAUACCAGUACUUAAGCCACUAUUGUUGGCAGUGUUUAGUUUUCUAUUUUAACACUGUAGGAAUGAAAGUAUUUCCCAAUUUAUGAAUUUAUUACUAAAAUUUCAGCAAAAAGAAAAAACUGUCUAAAAUGUAUGGGUAAAAACUGUUAAUCAAGUGUUUCUACUCCCCACCCUCAUGCCCAUGCUGGAUACCAACUGUGUACCCUAGGUUGCUUAAAGGAAUUUCAUUAUAAUAUAAAAUCAAUAAAAUGGAGUAGUUGUAUAUAUGCAA
Molecule: messenger RNA, 5170 nt
Organism: Cavia porcellus (domestic guinea pig)
Lineage: Eukaryota; Metazoa; Chordata; Mammalia; Rodentia; Caviidae
Gene: Ipo7
Product: importin 7
Exons: 25
Coding region: 166-3282 (1038 amino acids)
Biological process (GO): protein import into nucleus
Cellular component (GO): nuclear envelope; cytosol
Molecular function (GO): small GTPase binding
Source: RefSeq, a predicted model, not a curated record